Colletotrichum truncatum is the source of this 1557-nucleotide messenger RNA. The record is from RefSeq and is a predicted model, not a curated record. NCBI's taxonomy places the organism in Eukaryota, Fungi, Ascomycota, Sordariomycetes, Glomerellales, Glomerellaceae.
AUGGUUCAGGUUUCGUCCCUCACAGCCCAGCUGUUGGCCAUUGCAGCUUGUGCUUCGUUCCCGGGUGUUGCCGCUGACGAAGUGGCUGCAUCCUCCUCAGCCGUUGCCAGUCUUGCCGGUUCAGAGAAGAUCGCUUGCUCGCUUCUGAGCAAGAAGUACCCCGAUCUGACGUUCUUCGCUGGCUCCGAUGGCUACGCCUUUGAGACUCAGACGCAGUAUUGGUCGGCUACCGCCUACAAUACCCCAGCAUGCGUCUUUGUCCCCAAGAAUGCCCAACAGGUCUCCUUCGCCAUCACGACCUUGACUUUGAGUCUGACCAAGUUUGCGGUCCGCAGUGGCGGCCACAUGCCGGUGCUUGGCUACAACAACAUUGGCUCCUCUGGUGUUCUGCUUUCGACCUCGAACCUGAACACACUGUCUGUGUCAAAUGAUAAGGCUACUGUCUCGGUUGGCGCCGGUAACAGGUGGAGAGACGUGUACUCCUACCUCCAGACCUACAACCUCGCUGCAGUCGGUGGCCGUAUUGGCGGUGUCGGCGUCUCGGGUUUGUUGCUUGGAGGUGGUAUUUCAUUCCACUCAAACCAGUAUGGCUUUGCUGCCGACAACGUUGUACGUUACCAAGCUGUUCUUGCAAGCGGUCUUGUCGUUGAGGCCACUGCUACCAAUGCCUUCUCGGACCUGUACUGGGCACUCAAGGGUGGCGGCAACUCCUUUGCCAUCGUCACUCGCUUCGACCUCAAGACUGUCCCUUCAACCAAGGUCUGGGUUGGUAUUUCGCAGUACGCUCAAACCGACAGCGACAAGUAUCUCGACGCCGUGUACAACUUUGGCAAGUACGGUUCCGCUGAUGGAAAGGCGGCCAUCAUCCCAACCAUCCUGACGUACCCAUCGUACAACCUUACCGCCUACGCUGCGGCUAGAUUCUACGACUCCGAGACCGCGCCCGCCACGGCAUUCGAGAACUUUACAGCACCCGCUCUUACACCUGUUGCCGACACGUCCGCUCUGCAACCCCUAGCUGAGUAUGUGAGCGCCGUUGAUGCUCUCCAGCCCACUGGUCUUCGUCAAGACUUCCGUGUCUUGUCGUUGGUAGUCAACCGCGAAGCCGUCGACCUCGUCCAUAACACCUUCAUCGCGGCCGCCAACUCCAAGCUUGCCAGCAUUGUUGGAUUGUCGGCUUCCAUCACCUUCCAACCCAUCACCAAAGAAUUCAUCCAGCAAGGCAUCCGCAGGGGCGGACCCAACCCCCAGGGUGUUGACCCUGCCAAGGCGCCUUACUUCUGGGUCGUUGAGAACCUGUCGUGGCAAGACGCCAAGGACGACGAGGCGGCUCGUAGUUUCGCUGAAAGCAUCACGGCUGAAAUUGAGGCUUCUUUGGAAGCCAAGGGCGUUGCUGGUGGCUACCUGUACUUGAACGAUGCGGGUAAGGGCCAGCGCGUCUUCCAGAGCUACCCUGCGGCGAACCUCGCGAGGCUCAAGGCCAUUCGAUUCAAGUAUGAUCCUUUGAGAAUCUAUACCAACCUCUUGACCGGAGGCUGGAAGGUUCUCGACGCUUGA